AACUACUAAACACUAAAUUAUCAAUCCGCUCUCUUCUCAAAAAAAAAAAUCGACUCUAAAAUCAAACUCUCUCAAAGCUCCCCAAAAAAACCCUAGUUCUGAAUGGAAUCGGCGGAUUCCGGACGAUCCGAUCCGGUAAAAGGAGACGACCCGGGUCCAUCUUUCGUCUCUUCACCACCAGCUACACCUAGCAGGUAUGAGUCACAGAAGCGACGCGACUGGAACACGUUCUUGCAGUACCUCAAGAACCACAAGCCGCCUCUCGCGUUGUCACGGUGUAGCGGAGCGCAUGUGAUCGAGUUUCUCAAGUACCUCGACCAGUUCGGUAAGACCAAAGUCCACGUGGCGGCUUGUCCUUACUUCGGCCAUCAGCAACCUCCGUCUCCUUGCUCAUGCCCUCUCAAGCAAGCUUGGGGAUCUCUCGAUGCUUUGAUCGGACGGUUGAGAGCUGCCUACGAGGAGAACGGUGGACGGCCGGAUUCUAACCCGUUCGCCGCACGUGCGGUUCGGAUUUACUUGAGGGAAGUCAGAGAGAGUCAGGCAAAGGCUCGUGGGAUUCCUUACGAGAAAAAGAAACGGAAACGGCCGCCAACUGUCACCACCGUUAGAGUUGACGUCGCUUCUUCGAGACAAAGUGACGGAGACCCUUGUAACGUCGGUGCUCCAUCUGUUGCCGAGGCCGUACCGCCUUAGAUCGAAUUAUAUAUAAUAUUAUAGUUUUCUUGAUUAAUGAUAUAUAUAUACUUAUCUCUAUGUAUGUAUGGAACUCACUUCAUCUUUUGUUCCUUAGUACCUAAUUAUUAAAUUUUGUUCCUUUUGAGUUGAUCUGAAACUAUGCUAAGACGCUACAACGGAGGUUUUUUGUUUUCCUGUGGAUCUCGGAUGCAUUAAGUUCUUGAAUUUUGAAUUCUUAUAUAAAAUGCGGACCACACAGUUUCAACUU
Molecule: messenger RNA, 943 nt
Organism: Arabidopsis thaliana (thale cress)
Lineage: Eukaryota; Viridiplantae; Streptophyta; Magnoliopsida; Brassicales; Brassicaceae
Gene: LSH6
Product: LIGHT-DEPENDENT SHORT HYPOCOTYLS-like protein (DUF640)
Exons: 1
Coding region: 103-693 (196 amino acids)
Cellular component (GO): nucleus
Source: RefSeq, marked reviewed